AUAUAGUUGAUAGAUACUUCAUGACGAAUUUACUAUUUAGUUUUAGAAAAAAAUAAUGUACUACAAAAAUCCCUCGUAAAGGAGAAAUAAAAAAAAUGAACGAAGAUAUAGGAAAGCCAGGACAAUAUUAUUUAGAUUAUCUUCAUCGUUUAAGUAUUCUAUCACAAGACGAUUAUGACUUAUCCAGUAACGAAGAUGCUUUUUCACUCACUAAGGAUGGAAUUCCAAUUCGGAAACUAUUUAUUGGCAACAUAGCUCAAAGGACAACCCAUAAAGAUUUAGAAAAGAUAUUUUCCAAGUAUGGAAAAUUAGAUGGGUGUUACCUGAAAAGGAACGUUAGCAAAAAUAAAUACGCUUUUGUAACAUUUAAUAAUGUUGAAGAUGCUUUAAGAGCUAGAGAAGAUGGGUAUAACAAAUUAAUUCAUUUACAUAAUCGGGAUUUGAGGGUAAUGCCUGCAGAUUCCUGGCAUCAACCCGACAGUAUAGAGAAUAUAAAAAAAAAUUCUUUUAAAAAGAAAGAAAAAGAAACUGAUGAUAGUAGUAAUUUAGAGACAAGUUACGUGACAGAUGAUACAAUUCCAAUUCAUAGACUAAAUGAUGAUUGCCUAAUUCACAUAUUUCAUUAUCUUCCCAUUGUAGAUAGAGUUAAAAUAGAAAGUGUUUGUCAACGUUGGCGUGCAGUAUGUCAAGAAGCAUGGCGUGGAUUUCGAACUUUAGAUUUAUCUCAAACAACUUGGGGUUUCACGAUCAAAAAUAAAAAGAAAUAUGUCGAUACACCAACUCUGAGAAAAGUAUUACUACGAUGUGGUCGCUUUUUGAAUCACAUCGAUUUUUCACAACCCCUACAUCGUUUGAGUCAGAGUACUUUAACAAUUGUCAGUAAAUUUUGUCCAAAUCUCCAGUCAAUUGACUUAUCGUCAUUAAACGUAUCAUCCUCUGGUAUACUUGCACUAACUGCAAAUUGCUCAAAUAUCACGAAAUUGUCCUUGGGUUCAUGUUCAAAUUCAUGUGACAACGAUUUACUACAACUUUUCACUAAAAACAAGGAAUUGAAGUAUUUAAAAAUUAGCUCUAAUUGUUUGACUGGAAAAUGUCUUUCAUACCUGCCAAAGGAUUCAAUACAGGAAAUUAUUCUCUCCGAAUGUAAUAUGGUGUCACCAUGUUUCUUUUUAAAUGCUUUAAAGAAAUUUGAUAAUUUACAUUCACUUACGCUACAAACUUGCGUGAGUUUUAACGAUAGUGUAGUGCAAGCACUACGUUUACGUACAAAUAGUCUGAAGAAUUUGGAAUUAAGCGGGUACUUUCCAAUGCUAUCAUCGCAGGCCUUAAAGAAUCUUGCCGAAUUAGUAAAUUUAGAGAAACUAAAUCUUGGACAGAAUAUUUCAGUAACGGACGAUUGUUUACUAGUCGUCAGUGAAUGCUGCAAACAAUUGAAAUCAAUUGAUAUUAAUGGUUGUCAAGCAGUUACUGAUAAUGGUAUUGCAGGUCUGGUCACUUUACCAAAAUUAGAAGUAUUAAUAAUAAGCUAUCUGGGAAAAGUAACGGAUCAGCAUUUAGGAAAUCUACAAAGUUUAAGAAUUUUAGAAUGCCGAGGUUGUCCGGAUAUUAAGGAUAUGGGUUUAUGUACUCUUGCGUUUAUGGCAACUAAAUUAGAAUUACUGGACAUUUCCGGAUGUAAUUGUGUCACGAAUAAUUGGAUUGAUUGCGCCAUAAGAUAUACUGAAAGUCGAACAAAUGGAAUUAUUCUAAAAGUAUUUAUUGGAAGUUCAGGAAUUGAUGUUGGUAGUGUUAAAGAGGUUUCACCUUUUCUUCAGCUUAUAAAUGUUGAUCUUUGUAUAAAACACUUGAGACCUGAUUUUGAUCAUUACUUUUUUCCCGAAGAAAACGAUUAUGAUGAUUCGGACUAUGAAGAUGAUUUUGAUAAUCUCUCUUGGUCAUCAAACAGUUCUCAUGAAUUUUAGAUAAUAUUUCAGAACUUUAAGAAUAUUUAAGAAUAUUUAAGAAUAUUUAAAAAAUUAAGGAAUAUUAAAGGCCUGCGUUAUCAUUUACAGUUAUUGUAAAGAUGAAGAUUUUAAUUUAUGUAAAGAGUUAAUUACAAAAUAAUAUUUAACGAAUAAUUUGUUUUUGAACUUUUAUGUCAUAACGUCAAUUGUUAUUUUAUGUUCCUUAUAAUAAACUUGUACAAUUAUACAAAUAUACUGCCUAAUUCUAUUAAAAAAUUGAAGACUUCUUGUAAA
Leptopilina heterotoma is the source of this 2237-nucleotide messenger RNA. Its product is annotated as F-box/LRR-repeat protein 2-like. The record is from RefSeq and is a predicted model, not a curated record. The transcript is spliced from 7 exons. Gene Ontology annotation, cellular component: SCF ubiquitin ligase complex. NCBI's taxonomy places the organism in Eukaryota, Metazoa, Arthropoda, Insecta, Hymenoptera, Figitidae. Gene Ontology annotation, molecular function: RNA binding; protein binding. The coding region runs from base 96 to 1961 and encodes 621 amino acids. Gene Ontology annotation, biological process: SCF-dependent proteasomal ubiquitin-dependent protein catabolic process.